This is a messenger RNA of Triticum turgidum subsp. durum (durum wheat), 396 nucleotides long. The record is from the annotation of a GenBank genome assembly. NCBI's taxonomy places the organism in Eukaryota, Viridiplantae, Streptophyta, Magnoliopsida, Poales, Poaceae.
AUGGCGGCGGCGAAGUCGAACCAACUCAGCACCCUUGUGCCCAACAUGUUCGCUGCGGGUUUGCUGGACGAUCAGUUCCGGCAGCUUGAGAUGCUCCAAGAUGAGGGCAACCCAGACUUCGUUGCCAAGGUUGUCAUGCUAUUCUGCGAGGAAGGAGAGCGUAUCAUUGGCGAGCUUGCCAAGCAAUUGGACCAACCAUGUGUGGACUAUGACAAGGUGGACACAUUUGUGGAUCAGCUCUGGGGAAGCAGUUUAUAUGUUGGUGCUCAGAGAGUGAAGAACACUUGUAUUCAGUUCCAUGAGUGUUGUCAGGAGAAGAGCAAAGUUGGGUGUCUGAAGACACUGGAUUCUUUGAGAAAUGAUUUCUAUGAUCUGUGCAGCAUGUUCAUACCAUAG